Molecule: messenger RNA, 567 nt
Organism: Eimeria tenella
Lineage: Eukaryota; Apicomplexa; Conoidasida; Eucoccidiorida; Eimeriidae
Product: 40S ribosomal protein S9, putative
Exons: 3
Coding region: 1-567 (188 amino acids)
Biological process (GO): translation; positive regulation of translational fidelity
Cellular component (GO): cytosolic small ribosomal subunit
Molecular function (GO): rRNA binding; structural constituent of ribosome
Source: RefSeq, a predicted model, not a curated record
AUGCCGAAGAGCUACAGAAACCAGAGCAAGACUGCUCGCAACCCCAAGCGCCCUUUCGAAAAGGAGCGCUUGGACCAGGAGCUGCGGCUGCUGGGCGAGUAUGGCCUCAAGAACAAGCGGGAAGUCUGGAGGGUGCAGUAUGCGCUCGCGAAGAUCCGCUCAGCGGCCCGCGAGCUGCUGACUCUUGAAGAAAAGGACCCGCGCCGCAUUUUCCAAGGCACGGCCCUGCUGCGCCGGAUGGUCCGGCUGGGGCUGCUCAGCGAGGGCGAACAGAAACUGGACUACGUGCUGGGGCUGACUGUGCAGAAGUUUCUGGAACGGCGGCUGCAGACGCGCGUGUUCAAGUUGGGGCUGGCGAAGUCGAUCCACCACGCGCGCUGCUUGAUUCGCCAGCGGCACAUCCGCGUGGGCAAACAAAUCGUGGACAUUCCUUCUUUCAUGGUUCGCGUGGACUCCGAAAAGUACAUAGAGUUUUCACUGACAUCGCCGUACGGGGGCGGGCGGCCGGGCCGCGUGAAGAGAAAGUCGCUCAGGGGCGGCGACGACAAGGACGGCGACGACGAGUGA